AGAACGCGCGUUUCUCGCGCUUGUGACCGAUGCCAUCGGCAGAAGAUUAAAUGCGAUGCAGCCCAACCCCGGUGCAAUUGGUGCACUCAUCAGAACGUCCCCUGUCUAUAUGAUAGGCAACGCAAGAGACGCCGCAAUUAUAUUGGUGCAGGGGAGAUACUCUACUGGGCUCCUCAAGUGUGCGCUGACGUGACCGUCUUUAGGCAGCCACGAGAAAAUGCUCGCAGUUCUCAAGGUGGUCACGUCACAUUAGGGCCUCGUACCAAUGCGUCUGAUAACGAGGUGGUGGGUGAUUCUACCCUGCCGCCAAGUAAACUUCGAAAUCACUCUCCGGAGCACUUAAACGGCCACAUCCCUAUAAUUAAAGGGAACGCCUUGUUGUCAUCGGCUUCAGACACUAUCCCUGCAUUAACGCGCACGCAGGAUAGCCAGCCUUCCAGAAAAUCAUCACCGUCCAUUGACUCUUUUAGCUCACCACCCUGGGAGAACAUUGCACAAUUUGACCCCGGUCUGAAUCACGAAUCAAGUUCAAUCGACCGAACAAGUCUGCCUGAUCAUGACGUGAUCAAAUCCCUUGCCAUUGACUUCUACUCUUCGAUUUAUAGUUCCAUAUUCCCGAUACUAGACCCCGUUCUCUUCGAACGAACUUUAUCGUAUGCUUAUGAGACUGAUCCUCGUACGCGAGGAGCUAGGAAGUCUGCUUGUCUCUGCGUGUGGGCUUUUCUUGCGUUCAUGUCAAUACAUCAAUUAGACGCAGGUCAUCGCAUAUCGCCAACUGAACGUUUGCGCGUUUUGCACUAUAUUGAGACCUCCAUGCAUAUAGGGCAAUAUCCCGACAUAGACCUGCUGCAAACAUCCGUCAUCAUGAUCGUCGUCUAUCUUUUUUCGGGAAAGCUUCGAAUGGCUGUCAUGUGGAGCACUUUUGCCUCUCGAGCAGUACUCCUUCUCGGAGGCCAUUCGAAGACAUGCCUUGAGCGCGCGUCGCUCUUCACCAACUCAAGUGAGCUAGAGUCUAGGAAAGACGCGCAUCUUCGAAACCUUUUCUGGUUGUGCUAUCAUUUCGAUAAAGAACUUUGUCGGCGUACCGAACAGCCACCGUUUCUAUUUGAACACAAUUGCGAUCUGAGUCUUCCUAGAGGCUACAAAGAUUCUGUCCAAUUUACCUUGGAAGCAGAUAUAUAUUCCCGGCCUCUAUUUCCCGGCGAUCUUCGGUUAACGGAGAUCCGUUCCCAGGCUUAUGCUGCUCUGUACUCUCCAAGAGCCCUCGAGAAAAGUGAUAGCGAGAUUUUGCAAGCGAUUCGAACAUUGGAUGACCGGCUUGAAGAAUGGCGAAUGGCUGUUGCACCUGACCACCGUCCAAAGCUUUUCUUCUCUGCGGCCGCCGGUAUCGGCCGCGAUGGCGCAGACAUGCGGGCGGUGAUGCUUCGUCUCGAAUUCCACCACUGUCUAGCUUACGUCCAUUUGGCGAGUAUCCGUUGUAAGUCAUGGAGUCAUCGGCCUAAAGGAGAGCUAGAGGGAGUCAGCACGAGCGUAAAAAUCUCUGUGUCGGCCUGCCGUUCAUCCUUGCAAUUUCUGCUAGCAGUGAAGUCGGCCUUGAAACCCAAGGUUUUCUGGCUCGUCGUGUUCUAUCCCAUAAUUGCUAUGCAAACCAUUCUCUGGAAUGUCCAGGAGAAUCCAAGUACUCAAAGUGCAAUGGACGAUGUUUCCCUUAUUAGUCAGGUCUCGCAGUUAUUA
Aspergillus uvarum CBS 121591 is the source of this 1734-nucleotide messenger RNA. RefSeq lists its product as uncharacterized. Gene Ontology annotation, molecular function: DNA-binding transcription factor activity, RNA polymerase II-specific; zinc ion binding; DNA binding. The annotation marks the transcript as partial. NCBI's taxonomy places the organism in Eukaryota, Fungi, Ascomycota, Eurotiomycetes, Eurotiales, Aspergillaceae. The transcript has 5 exons. The record is from RefSeq and is a predicted model, not a curated record. Gene Ontology annotation, biological process: DNA-templated transcription; regulation of DNA-templated transcription.